GCUUUUAUCACUCAUUUUAUUAUUGGUUUUCCAUUCGCAUGUGUCUGAAAAUCUGUAUUUUCUCCCAAUUCACUCUCGAAGAUCUUUCAAUUAAUGUUGCCGCCUUAAUUUAGUGAAAAAUACAACCACAGGCACUCUAGGUGGUUACUAGCGGUCACGUGACGACGACAGUACCUCUCAGCACUCGCAGUCCCACGCAGCUGACAAAAUUGGUAACGAAUUUGACAGUUUUCGUGACGCCAUAAUAAUAACAACAACGUCGAGGUAUUGCUCACUAAUUGAAAUUCGAUAGAACGUCAAUUAAGAUUUAAUAAGUGUAUUAUUGUGUAAACAAUGGCAGUAUCAAUAAAUGAAAUCUGCGAGAACACAAAACUAGCAAGGGAUUUGGCACUGACUGGUAACUAUGACACAUCAGGUGUUUAUUAUCAAGGAGUUGUCCAGCAAAUUCAUCGAUUAUUAGCGACAAUUGUCGACACAACGAGAAAAUCAAAGUGGCAGUUGGUGCAGCACCAGAUUGUUCAGGAAUUUGAGAAGGUCAAAUCUGCGAUUCACAUGCUGCAAUUGUUUAAAGUCGAUGUGAGGACAGAGAGAAUGCUGGGAACAUCGUGUCUGCAGUUCGAGGAGCCUACGAGAGAUCCUGCACUGUGGUCACCCAACAUCGCCUCCCCCUGGAGUGCUCCAGGAGUGCGUGAUCCCGAUGUAUGGCCACCGCUUACCCCAUCCGAGCAGAAACAAAGUUCGAAAAUCAGUUCCAAUUCGAGGGGAAAACAGCAAAAUCGCUCGGGGGUGAAGAAACCGACCACUGCUGGGGGAAAAAAGCAAGACAUCAAGGGUAGUAAUUCCGGGAGAAAGGAUGAUAAAAAGCCCGUGAAGAGGGAGGACAAGGAGAAGACAGAUACUGAGAAAGGAGAAACAGACGUAGAAGAGCGUAAAUUCGAAGCAGCGGGUGGAGACAGAGAUCUAGUAGACAUUCUCGAACGUGACAUUGUUCAGAAGAAUCCGAACAUUCGAUGGGACGACAUAGCAGACCUGUCCGAAGCGAAGAGACUCCUGGAGGAGGCUGUGGUCCUUCCCAUGUGGAUGCCAGACUUCUUCAAGGGCAUUCGUCGUCCCUGGAAGGGUGUUUUGAUGGUGGGACCACCAGGCACCGGGAAAACAAUGCUUGCUAAAGCUGUAGCCACAGAAUGUGGUACGACUUUCUUCAAUGUUUCUUCGUCCACACUCACCUCAAAGUAUCGAGGAGAGUCCGAGAAACUCGUUCGACUGCUCUUUGAAAUGGCCAGGUUUUACGCACCCAGUACCAUUUUCAUCGAUGAAAUUGAUUCACUUUGCUCCAGGCGUGGAUCAGAAUCGGAACAUGAGGCAUCGAGAAGAGUCAAGUCUGAGUUGCUUGUACAAAUGGAUGGCAUUAGUUCAAACAGUGAGGAUCCGAGUAAAGUCGUCAUGGUCCUGGCAGCGACAAAUUUCCCUUGGGACAUUGACGAAGCCCUGAGAAGACGACUGGAGAAGCGAAUUUAUAUUCCAUUGCCAAAUCGUGAAGGACGGGAGGCUCUUUUGAAGAUUAAUCUGCGAGAUGUCAAAGUCGAUGUUUCUGUGAAUCUUGCUGACAUUGCUAGAAGGCUAGAGGGUUACUCGGGGGCUGAUAUCACCAAUGUAUGCAGGGAUGCAUCCAUGAUGUCCAUGAGAAGGAAGAUCGCUGGUCUGCGACCAGAUCAAAUACGACAGCUUCCCAAGGAAGAAUUAGAUCUGCCCGUGUCAUCCACAGACUUCCACGAGGCCAUUGAGAAGUGCAACAAGAGCGUUUCUCAAGAGGAUCUCGAGAAAUAUGAAAAAUGGAUGAGUGAAUUUGGCUCUUCCUAAUGAAGCAUCAAUAGCAACAGAACGAGUACUUGAAUAUAUAAAGAAACAGAAGUCUUCCACACACGAAUAAUCACCUGGAGUUCUUAGUCCCGUUAAUUAUAUAUAUAGAAACUGUCAAGAGAUUUUCCGUUGUUGAGUGAAUUUCCUGGCGAGCAUUUUUCUUAACUAAUUAUCAUAAUAAUUCAGAAAUGGCUACCCACUUGAGAAAAUUCCAUAAAAAAUCCUAGUGAACUCGUUUGACUGAUCUAUUGGAUUUUUACUGAUCUUUUUACUGAUUUUGGGUCGAUUCAGGUGAAAGGUUGAAUAGAUAAAGUAAAAAAAAUUACUUUAUUAUACAAUUUUUUCGGUUUAAUUUUUUUCAGCUUUUUCCUUCUUUCUCUUUUCGUAACCAAAAAUCACAAAAAUGUGGAAUAACAGCCCGAAAAAAAUUGUUACAAUCUAUUUCAAUAGCAUAAAUUGUAUAAAAAGUUGAUAUUUAUUAGUAUUUUCUAUUGAGUGUUUCAACGUAAUCGACCAAUAAUUAAUACAAAUCCAAUAGAACUAUUGAAGGAAAUUUUUUUAAACAUGUUAUGAUAGAUUACCGAAAUGUUUGACCCAAUCGCUCUUGAAUUUACUCCGCUCCAUUUUUCUAUGUCGAUCUAAUGUCCCGCUUUUUGUCUAAUAGUUCAGAAACUAAUCCGGAUAAUUUGCAUUCUGUUACUACUACUAAUUACAUUGAUUAUGAACCGUAAUGAGAGAAUGUGAUACGUUCGUAGAGCUAAUGUAAUCCCUGAAAAAUAUAUAACUGAGAUUUUUUAA
Diachasmimorpha longicaudata is the source of this 2658-nucleotide messenger RNA. It is a transcript of the gene Kat60, whose product is annotated as katanin p60 ATPase-containing subunit A-like 1. Gene Ontology annotation, molecular function: ATP hydrolysis activity; microtubule severing ATPase activity; ATP binding. Bases 334 to 1860 code for a protein of 508 amino acids. Lineage: Eukaryota; Metazoa; Arthropoda; Insecta; Hymenoptera; Braconidae. The transcript is spliced from 5 exons. Gene Ontology annotation, biological process: microtubule severing. The record is from RefSeq and is a predicted model, not a curated record. Gene Ontology annotation, cellular component: microtubule cytoskeleton.